UGUCUAUAUAAACAUCUAGUCCUGCUCGACAACAGUUGUGUCCGGUUUUAUUCUUCCAGGGUGUAACAUUAGUUAAGCUCAGCAUCCCUGCAUAUCCAACAGUCAACCCCUUUCCUCGAAUAUCCUCGAAUAUUACCCAAAGCUCAAACCCAAUCACCAAUAAUGGGUUCUGUCUCUGCCGCUGGCCAAAAGGUCUGGCUUAUUACAGGCUGUUCGUCGGGCUUCGGUCAGGAAAUUGCCCUCGCAGCCUUAGCCCGUGGGGAUGUAGUCGUCGCAACCGCCAGGAAUCCCUCCAAACUGGCUGAUCUCGCUGCUAAAGGGGCUAUAACUGAGCAACUCGAUGUCACCGACAGCGACGAAAACCUUGCCCAUAUUGUGGCGAGAAUCCUCCAGAGAACGGAACGCAUCGACAUCCUAGUCAACAACGCGGGGUACAUCUUGGCUGGAGGCGUUGAGGAAUGCGGCCGGGACGAGGUCCAAUCGGUUUUCAGCACGAACGUCUUCGGCCAGCUGAACGUUAUUCGCGCCGUGCUUCCUGUGCUGCGUAAGCAGAGGAGCGGUGUUGUGGCCAAUCUUGGUAGCAUUGGAGGCUGGUACGGCAGUGCCGCUGCAGGUCUCUACUGCGCCACUAAGGCCUGCGCUUCGAUGCUCUCUGAGUCCCUUCGGGCCGAAGUCGCACACCUGGGUAUCCAGGUCACUUGCAUUGAACCUGGCUACUUCCGCACCAAUUUCCUGGACCAGGGUCAUAAGGUCCAUGCUGCCAACACCAUCGAGGAGCUUAGCGACGGUGUGAACCCGACUCUGGGAGCUUUCCAGGCCGUGAACCAUAACCAACCGGGAGAUCCAGCCAAGGGUGCCAAGCUGAUCGUCGAGGCACUCACCGGUACUGGACGGGUGGAGGGUCGGGAGCUUCCGCCGAGAUUUGUGCUCGGAAAUGACGCGUACAGGAUUGUCAAGGGGCACAUUGAAAACAACACCAAGCAUCUGGAGGCCUGGAAGGAUCUGACCACGACUACCGAUCAUGACGAUGUCCAAUCUUAGUUAGAUAGGGAGUCGAAAACAAAGGAAAUUGAUCAUACUCCAAGACUUUCUUGUACCGUGCUUGUGUUGCCCAGGGAUGUGCAAAUGUCGUCA
Messenger RNA from Sodiomyces alkalinus F11, 1134 nucleotides. RefSeq names its product 3-oxoacyl-reductase. Lineage: Eukaryota; Fungi; Ascomycota; Sordariomycetes; Glomerellales; Plectosphaerellaceae. The transcript has a single exon. The record is from RefSeq and is a predicted model, not a curated record. The coding region runs from base 163 to 1041 and encodes 292 amino acids.